This is a messenger RNA of Peromyscus leucopus (white-footed mouse), 1118 nucleotides long. Its product is annotated as carbohydrate deacetylase. Bases 107 to 1078 code for a protein of 323 amino acids. Gene Ontology annotation, biological process: carbohydrate metabolic process. The transcript is spliced from 6 exons. Gene Ontology annotation, molecular function: deacetylase activity. Lineage: Eukaryota; Metazoa; Chordata; Mammalia; Rodentia; Cricetidae. The record is from RefSeq and is a predicted model, not a curated record.
CAAUCACUAUGACUGGACACAGCAGUGUUUACGCCAGGAACUUGGCUGAAGGGUACUUUGAGGCCUCCAACCCUUACAAAGCAUCAUCAGACGGCGCUCGGCAGCAAUGGCUUGGCCCCGCGUGCAGCUGGUUGUCACCGCUGAUGACUUUGGUUACUGCCCGAGGCGCGAUGAGGGCAUCGUGGAGGCCUUCCUGGCAGGAACUGUGACCAGCGUGUCACUGCUGGUCAACGGCACAGCCGCCGAGAGCGCGGCCGAGCUGGCCCGCAGACACGGCAUUCCCACGGGCCUCCACGCCAACCUGUCCGAGGGCCGUCCUGUGGGUCCGGCCCGCCACAACGCCUCGUCGCUCCUCAGCCCAGAAGGCUUCUUCCUCGGGAAGAUGGGAUUUCGGGAGGCCUUAGCGGCUGGAGACGUUGCUUUGCCCCAGGUGCGGGAGGAACUAGAAGCUCAACUCAGCCGCUUCCGGGAGUUGUUGGGCAGGUCCCCCACGCACGUAGACGGGCACCAGCACGUGCACGUGCUCCCAGGAGUGUGUCAGGUGUUCGCCGAGGCUCUGCAGGCGUUCGGGGUGCGCUUCACGCGGCUGCCAGUAGAAUGCGGCGUGGGCAGCUGCUCGUGGCUGGAAGCACCAGCGCGUGCCUUCGCCUGCACUGUGGAGCGCGAUGCCCGGGCUGCCAUGGGCCCCUUCUCCCGCCACGGCCUGCGGUGGACCGACGCCUUUGUGGGCCUGAGCACUUGUGGCCGCCACAUGUCUGCUCACCGCGUCUUGGCGUCGCUGGCACGGGCCCUCGAAGAUAUCCCUGCUGGCCGUGCCCUGACUGCCGAACUGAUGGCACACCCAGGAUACCCCAGUGUGCCUCCAGCAGGGGGCUGCGGUGAGGGCCCCGAUGCUUUCUCUUGUUCUUGGGAGCGGCUGCAUGAGCUGCACGUCCUCACUGCACCCACCUUGCGGGCUCGGCUGGCCCAGAAUGGUGUGCAGCUCUGCGCCCUAGACGACCUGGAUUCCAAAAGGCCUGGGGAAGGGGUCCCCUGUGAGGCAACGCUUGAGCCCUUCCUGGAGCCUUCCCUACCCUGACACCAAAGGCUAGCUACGAACUGCCUCUCACUGUGGAGGA